UAGCAUUACCGGUUUUUCCACUCCUCGUUUCAAAAUGGCACCGUGUUUGAGCGACUAAAAAUUCCUUCGUCGGGAGCUAACUGACUGAAGAAUGCAGUCAUGGCGAGCGUACGGACCUUAGCCAUAGCAACAGUGGUUUGCCUGGGUGUUGUGAUAGUCUCCUCUGAAGACACAGAGAGACAUGAACGCAACAGAUCGCGGAGGAACAUCUUCCAGACGAUGAUGAUGCUAUCUUGUAUCACCGAGAAGUCGUCGUUCGACUACUCGGACUACGGCUGCUAUUGCGGGCCGGGAGGGCAGGGCAAGCCGGUGGACAUCCUCGACCAAUGCUGCAAAGUCCACGACGAAUGUUACGGGACUGCUGAGAAAAACUGUUUCCCGCUGUUUGAGUACAUCGGCGUCUACGAGUAUGAAUGUAAAGAUAGAAAAAUAUCAUGUGCUAUUGAAGAUAAAACGAAGCUGUCGUGUCGCGAGUUCCUGUGUGAGUGCGACCGGAAGGUGAACUUGUGCCUGACCAAGAACGAGAAGGAGUACAACUCGGCAUACUUCAACAUGGACCAGGCAAAGUGUAAAUGAUAACGUCACCAACGUGACGUCAUUGAGCGUCCGCCAUGUUGGCGGGUCAAAGGUUACUAAGUUUCUACCAAAUUCCCUGCCAAGAGGGACAAAUAAGGAAGCUUAUAAUUCCAACUACGCAUGUGUGGUGAAAUGUAUUGUGGGUACUGUGUCAAAGGUGAAGGCCCCAGAAACAUAAACAAAACACGUAUUGUAUUGUUUGUUUAUAAAAAAAAUGUCAGGGGUCAUCAACUUUGAUACUUUACCCACAAUGCACCUCGCUGCGCAUGAGUAGUUGGUACCACGAGCACCCUUAUUGCAGGAACAGGCCAAAAUUUGGUAGACAACUGGCUGCUGGCUGGGAGAUUCCAUUCUGAUUCUUUGAGUUCUAAGAGUUUUAAGUUCUAGAGUUAUAUCUUUAGUUGAAAGAUAUUUGCUUUACUUGUAACGUUAGAGGCAAGACAACUUUCAAAAAAAUACUAGUGGUUGUAAGUGGUACUGUGUAUACUGCAGAAUUCGUACGUAAAUGGUUCUACUAAUCGUAAUAUGUAAUCUGAACCUGAGCUCAGUAUCAAUGUCGAUAUCUUCCAGUGCUAUACUGGACUUUUCGAUGGAGUUAAAAAUCCGCCUUUUUCUUUUUUCUGGCUUGCUUAUUCAUCAAUGUUCUAGGCCCCUGGGUUCCCCUUCAAUAGUAUAUGGCAUUGCAUAAUUUAAUGUUUGUAUUGUGUAAUUUGAAGAAUAACAUGACGAGGUCAUACUGCUUAUCUUUUAACUCUAUCUACCAAUGGAAAGCAGUUCGCAACAACAAUCUGUACCAUGUACUAUGUAUCGGCCGUCUGUCUGUGCAAUGACAAAUUAAAAUAUGUUUGAACAUGUAUUUCUAACUUCUGCAAUAAAUGCUAUUUUGUUACAUCUUA
Molecule: messenger RNA, 1472 nt
Organism: Branchiostoma floridae (Florida lancelet)
Lineage: Eukaryota; Metazoa; Chordata; Leptocardii; Amphioxiformes; Branchiostomatidae
Product: acidic phospholipase A2-like
Exons: 4
Coding region: 100-576 (158 amino acids)
Biological process (GO): phospholipid metabolic process; arachidonate secretion; lipid catabolic process
Molecular function (GO): phospholipid binding; calcium ion binding
Source: RefSeq, a predicted model, not a curated record